AUGACUACAAGUUUUACUUCUGAAUUCUUUCCUCAAUGUCUUGUAUUUGGUGCCCAAAGAAAAUUCAGAACAAAAUCUCACCACAACUCUGUUGUGAGAUGCAGACACCAUAAUAAUCCCAUUGAGAACAGGUACAGAAGCCCACAAAUGGUGAAAGUCUCAACUGAAACUAGGCCAAAUCAUUUGCAGGAUUAUUAUGAUUUUAAAAAAGCCCAUUUUUUGAAACUGCUUAAUAGAUCCAGCAAAGCAGGAAAUUAUGAUGAAGCCCUUUAUUUUCUUGAGUGCAUGGUGAAUAUGCGUUAUAAACCAGAUGUAAUUCUUUGUACAAAGCUGAUGAAAGGUUUCUUUAGUUCGAAAAGUGUGGACAAAGCGGUUAAGGUCAUGCAAAUUCUUGAGCGGUAUGGUGAACCUGAUGUGUAUGCAUAUAAUGCUUUAAUCAGUGGUUUAUGUAAAGUGAAUCGAAUUGAAUCAGCAAAUAAGGUGUUGAGUAGCAUGAGAGCACGGGGAUUUGCGCCAGAUGUGGUUACUUAUAAUAUCAUGAUAGGAAGUCUUUGCAAUAGGAGGAAGCUUAGUUUAGCAUUGAAGAUGUUUGAUCAUUUACUGGAAGACAAUUGUCAGCCUACUGUGGUUACAUACACGAUUUUGAUAGAGGCGACAAUUCUUGAUGGCGGAAUUGGUGAAGCAAUGAAGCUGUUUGAUGAAAUGUUGUCUAGAGGGCUACAGCCUGAUAUGUAUACCUAUAACGCGAUAAUUAGGGGAAUGUGCAGAGAAGGGUUGAUGGAUCAAGCCUUUGAGUUUGUAAGGAGCUUGCCGACUAGAGGUUGCAAGCCAGACGUGAUAUCGUACAAUAUUUUGUUGAGGGCGUUACUAAAUCGGGGACACUGGAAUGAAGGGGAGAAGAUGAUGACUGAAAUGUUUUCAAGAGAUUGCAAGCAUAAUGUGGUUACUUACAGCAUUCUGAUGAGUGCUUUAUGUCGAGAUAGACAAUUAGAUGAGGCAAUUAACCUGUUGAAGAUUAUGAUGGAUGAGGGAUUCUCUCCUGAUACUUACACUUUUGAUCCGUUGAUUUCUGCAUUAUGCAAAGAGGGAAGAUUAGAUCUGGCAAUUGCUUUACUCGAUUAUAUGAUUAGCAGUGGUUGUCUUCCAGAUAUAGUAAACUACAACACCAUCCUAUCUGCGUUAUGUAAGAAUGGAAAAGCUGAUGGGGCUUUGGAAGUCUUUCAGAAACUCUCUGAAAUGGGGUGCCCUCCGGAUGUAAGUACAUAUAACACAAUGAUAAGUGCAUUGUGGGGCAACGGGGAUAGGACUCGGGCCUUGGGACUAGUUUCAGAGAUGAUAGAUAUGAGGAUUGACCCUGAUGAAAUCACUUUUAAUUCACUUAUAUCAUGUUUGUGCAGAGAUGGGAUGGUGGAUGAGGCUAUUGAAUUGUUAAGGGACAUGGAGAAUAGUGAUUUUUUUCCUACAGUAGUAACUUACAACAUUGUGCUUCUGGGAUUAUGCAAAGCUCAUAGAAUUGACGACGGCAUUGGAAUGCUGGCAAAAAUGGUCAAAAGGGGCUGCCGGCCAAAUGAAACUUCAUAUGUUCUACUACUCGAAGGUAUUGGUUUUGCGGGAUGGAAAGUAGAGGCCAUGGAGCUCGCAAAUUCUCUGUGCAAGAAAAAUAUUAUUUCUCAACACUCCUUCAAGCGUUUGAGCAGAACCUUUCCCGUGCUAGAAGUUUAUAAUGGUUUUAGUAACUCAGAAACUAAGAACUAA
Messenger RNA from Fraxinus pennsylvanica, 1755 nucleotides. Lineage: Eukaryota; Viridiplantae; Streptophyta; Magnoliopsida; Lamiales; Oleaceae. The record is from the annotation of a GenBank genome assembly.